GGCUGAGGGGAGGCCCGGAGCCUUUCUGGGGCCUGGGGGAUCCUCUUGCACUGGUGGGUGGAGAGAAGCGCCUGCAGCCAACCAGGGUCAGGCUGUGCUCACAGUUUCCUCCGGCAGCAUGUAAAGGCUCCACAAAGGAGUGGGGAGUUCAAAUGAGGCUGGUGCAGACGGCCUGAGGAUGGACCUGGAGCCCUGAGCAGUGGUGCCCGAGCCCCGGACCUGCACAGCAUGGCACUGAGGCAGCCACUGGCCCCUGCUGCGAAAGGAGGCAGGUUGUAAGCAGCCCCAGCCGGACCCCAGGCCAGCCCCCGCCCCAUCCCCGGCCCAAGCCCGGCUGUGGAGCACAGCAGAGCAAGCAGAGGCCAGUGAGGCAGGGCUGCUUGGCGGCCAGUCCGGCCUGCAACUCGGGGACCCCUCCUGGAGGCCAUGGACAGGCUGCCCUGCUGACGGCUGGGGUAAAGCAUGUGAGGAGCUGCCCCGGGGAGUCCAGCAGGAGUGAAGAGGUUUUCCUAGGCUCCGUUUGCCAAGAGGAACCACCAUUUUGCAAGGACCAUGAGGCCGCUGUGCGUGACAUACUGGUGGCUGGGACUGCUGGCUGCCGUGGGAGCAGCUGCAGGCCAGAAGGAAGGCUUGGAGGGCGCCGAGGAGGGCUCGCCCAGCGAGUUCAUUUACCUGAACAGGUACAAGCGGGCCGGCGAGUCUUCGGACAAGUGCACCUACACCUUCAUUGUGCCCCAGCAGCGGGUCACGGGCGCCAUCUGCGUCAACUCCAAGGAGCCCGAGGUGCUCCUGGAGAACCGGGUGCACAAGCAGGAGCUGGAGCUGCUCAACAGCGAGCUGCUCAAGCAAAAGCGGCAGAUCGAGACGCUGCAGCAGCUGGUGGAGGUGGAUGGUGGCAUCGUGAGCGAGGUGAAGCUGCUGCGCAAGGAGAGCCGCAACAUGAACUCGCGGGUCACGCAGCUCUACAUGCAGCUCCUGCACGAGAUCAUCCGCAAGCGGGACAACGCGCUGGAGCUCUCCCAGCUGGAGAACCGGAUCCUCAAUCAGACGGCCGACAUGCUGCAGCUGGCCAGCAAGUACAAGGACCUGGAGCACAAGUACCAGCACCUGGCCACGCUGGCCCACAACCAGUCCGAGAUCAUCGCGCAGCUCGAGGAGCACUGCCAGCGGGUGCCGGCGGCCAGGCCCGUGCCCCAGCCGCCCCCCGCCACCCCGCCCCGGGUCUACCAGCCGCCCCCCUACAGCCGCAUCAUCAAUCAGAUCUCUACCAACGAGAUCCAGAGUGAUCAGAACCUGAAGGUGCUGCCUCCCCCUCUGCCCACUAUGCCUACCCUCACCAGCCUCCCAUCCUCCACAGACAAGCCAUCGGGCCCAUGGAGAGACUGCCUGCAGGCCCUGGAGGACGGCCAUGAUACCAGCUCCAUCUACCUGGUGAAGCCAGAGAACACCAACCGCCUCAUGCAGGUGUGGUGUGACCAGAGACAUGACCCCGGGGGCUGGACUGUCAUCCAGAGGCGCCUGGACGGCUCUGUCAACUUCUUCAGGAACUGGGAGACCUAUAAGCAAGGGUUUGGGAACAUUGAUGGCGAGUACUGGCUGGGCCUGGAGAACAUCUACUGGCUGACGAACCAAGGCAACUACAAACUGCUGGUGACCAUGGAGGACUGGUCUGGCCGCAAAGUCUUUGCAGAGUACGCCAGCUUCCGCCUGGAGCCUGAGAGCGAGUACUAUAAGCUGCGGCUGGGGCGCUACAACGGCAACGCUGGGGACUCCUUCACUUGGCACAACGGCAAGCAGUUCACCACCCUGGACAGAGACCAUGAUGUCUACACAGGAAACUGUGCCCACUACCAGAAAGGAGGCUGGUGGUAUAAUGCCUGUGCCCAUUCCAACCUCAAUGGGGUCUGGUACCGUGGGGGCCAUUACCGGAGCCGCUACCAGGACGGAGUCUACUGGGCUGAGUUCCGAGGAGGCUCUUACUCGCUCAAGAAAGUGGUGAUGAUGAUUCGGCCCAACCCCAACACCUUCCACUAAGUCAGCGGGGUCCCCUCCUGACCUCUCGUGGCCGUCGCCAGGAGCCUGCCCCGGCCACAAUGCCCCAGCACCAGGAGCAACUCCCCAUCAGUUCACCAGGGGGCCGGGAGGAUGGGGCCACUGGAUUCUGUUUUCCCAAGUCACUGCAGCAGAUAAUGGAAUGGAAUCGACACAGUAUUCUCUGUCCCUGUUGCUUUUCUUCCUAUCAGAGAUCCCCUCAGGCUUCCACACAGCACAGGACUACAGACAAAUCCUUCUUCAAGGAAAUUAAAUCCCAGUAACAAAACACGACUGCACAAUACCUUCAUAAUACACGUGUGUGAGCCGACCUUAUGCACGUGUGUGUAUACCACAUAUAUAUGCACUUAGAUAUAUACCACGGGUACUAUAUCUAGAUACAUAUAUAGGUUUGGUUAUAUACCUAAAAACACAUACAUUCAAUUCUCAGAUGUUGACGUUGUUACCAACAGCUUUGCUCUUAGGAGAAAAGCGUUGCAUUCAUUGUGCUCCUUGAGCCUAAGA
Odobenus rosmarus divergens (Pacific walrus) is the source of this 2556-nucleotide messenger RNA. RefSeq names its product angiopoietin-like 2 (gene ANGPTL2). Bases 553 to 2034 code for a protein of 493 amino acids. Lineage: Eukaryota; Metazoa; Chordata; Mammalia; Carnivora; Odobenidae. The record is from RefSeq and is a predicted model, not a curated record. The transcript is spliced from 5 exons.